AUGGUACUGCAGAACAAGUACAAAGCGCGUGCCUCGAGACGAUACCAAGCCGCUCGUGGGGGCGGUAGCGGAGCAGGUGAGCGAGGGAGAGGCAGGGGCAGAGGUCGGGGCAGAGGUCGUGGAGGUGCGCACGGUACUCAUGGACAACAGCGGGGGGAGGGCUCAGAGGAGGACGAUCAAGAGAGCGAGGGUGAGGAAGAAGAAGGAGCAGGAGCGGACGAGGAGGUCGAGGAAGUAGAAGGCGAAGCAGAAGGACCAAGCACGUCCGCAGCCGCCAGCAGCGCGACAAAGAAGGAAGACUCAUCGUCUUCUACCCGCUCAAAGUACGCACGACGCAAACUUGAAAGCAACGCCUGGCGCUUCGAACAUCCGAGCGACGAAGAGAAGGAGGACCAAGAACAAGAACCUGAGCCGGAAGUCGACCUCAGCUCCGUCUUCGCAAAGGCACGAAUCGAUCAUGCUGCCGCGCAGGACCGUUCGCAUCCCGCUGCAAAUCAAGACGACGAUGAUGAUGAUGUGGAUACGACUCUCGCGCACCUCCACGACCGCGAUCGCGAACGGCGUCGACAGCAAGACGUCCCGCGACGCCCAACGCACAGUGUGACGGCCGCGCCCGCAGGCUACGAGGAGGCCCUAGCCGCCAAUCGGGCAGUAGCUGAGCGAGGCGAUGCAGGACUGAGACGCUGGGGUCAGAUGGAGGCUGGGUUGAAGCAGAGGGCUGACGUUGGCAGAGGAAGAGGAGGAAUCGGAGCCAGGAAGGAGGACAAGGGAGAAAAACAGCCCGCCACGCUCGAGGGGCAAGACUUCUUAGACUCGAUGCUGGCAUGA
Messenger RNA from Jaminaea rosea, 828 nucleotides. RefSeq lists its product as hypothetical. The coding region runs from base 1 to 828 and encodes 275 amino acids. The transcript has 2 exons. The record is from RefSeq and is a predicted model, not a curated record. NCBI's taxonomy places the organism in Eukaryota, Fungi, Basidiomycota, Exobasidiomycetes, Microstromatales.